GUUGCACUCAUUAAUGUUAUCCACAUCAAGGACUCCGUUUGCACCCUACCUACCAGUAUUCUAUCACAGUAUCUCAAGCAGGCUAACGGGCAAUUAUCUUGUCUGAAGCAAUUAUAUUUGGCGACGGGUAACCCAGGAAGCUACGAAGAAGGAGAGAUUCCUUUAGCGGUUGCGGAACCGGUGGAAGGCGGUCCAGGGCCCAUGGGACAUACCUUGGUAUGUCCGACCAAUGAGGAUUCCACAAUAUGGAAUAGUUCUGGAGAACAACUCUGCGUCGUAUGUCAAUCUUUUCCUUUGUCGAGGGCUCUUUUGCCCUGCAGACAUACUUGCAUCUGUGCAAGUUGUUUUGCCAAAUUGGACCGUUGUCCGAUGUGCAGGGGUCCCAUAAAAAGUUACUUCUGCAUCAGAGGUGAGGAAUACAUGCCAAUUUCUUCAAAUACAAAAACUCCAAGUUCCCACAGUUCUUGGUAUAACUGGCUUCAUCAUUGGGACGAUCGGCUCAUUGAUUUUCUAGGAUUUCAACGAUGAAAAAACUAUUGUAGAAAGUUCUACCUGCAUUUUUGUUGACAGAAUUGCUAACUAUUUUUGUUUUUAUUGAAAAGACGUUUCCAAAUGACACGAAAAAUUACCUGCAUAGGGUGUUUUUCCUGUAGUUUGCCAUAAAUCUGUCCAUUAUAGUGAUAUUUAGGGUUAGCUAGUUGAAGAUGAAGAAAAUUGCUGUCAGGUAAGAUUUGAUGCCUUUUCGAACAUAUUGUGUGAUUGUGACUAAAUCAUAAGUCUCGGGGUCAAUUUUAGGGUAUCCACUUUGAUACUGACCCCUCUUACCAAUAUCAUAUUUUUCAUGGAUAGUUUGAUUCUCCCAAAAUUAAGUAAUAUAAUAAAAUGCAAAAUGACAAGUUGAUGUGUAAUGCGAUAUGGAUUAUAAAAGGUGAGGAACUAAUGAAAUUCAUCAGUUGAUUCCGUUUUUGAAAUGAUUUUGAAUUGAUAACCAGUUGCAGAAUAUAUGUUUCAAAUGUAUGUAUAUUAGAUAAUCAACUAUGCUUCAAAUACCUAAGAAUUACAAUUCCUGAUACAUAUUCUCAAUUACAUAUAAAAUGAAGUUGAUUUGAAAAAGUUGAAUUCAUUGGUUAAAUCAUCUGAACCAACUCAAGUUUAUUAUUUGAUAAUUGUGCCUCCUGUAACGGAUUUAUUUCUUUAUCAUAUCUGUGUUCAUAACAGAAAAGUUUUUCACCAAAAGUUUCAUUCGAUUGCAAUCUGAAGUUCAAGGCUAAUAAAGAGGUUUUAAAAAGAGGACAUCAGCCCUUUGUUUUUAUUGUGAAAAACAUAUUCAAAAUCCCGGGUCAUGGGUUAGUAGUUGUUCUACAAAAAACAACGUAAAUUAAUAUAAAUGAUAAACAAUAUUGAGCCAGUAAUGAACUUUGCGAAAUAUCUUAUGUGAUUUAUUGCUCUCAGUUCUGAAGUAUACUUCUGCUUUGAGACAUGAUUGAUUAGCAUCAAAACAAUCACCUAAUCGACUGAUCAAGUAAUCAGUUGAAUGUUUUUCAUAAUCUUGCUUUUCAAUCAGUUUUACACCUUUCUAUAAAAACAAAAAAUGUUUACAAUGUUUAGAAGAAAAGGUUUUUUUCAUUGCAACCCCCAAAAAUCUUAAAAAGUAGAUAUUUUACUUGCUUCCAUUAAGAUAUGUUUCACCACUUGUUGACCGCUACCAACCUGAAAAAUCUAUUAUUGUUGGUUUUUUUUCGAACAAGAUGGUUGUAUCAAUUGUCAACUGUGUGCCAAAGCUAUUUUCCGGGUUUUUUGGCCGUGGUCCGCAGGUUUUUAUGUCUGACAUUUCGUCUACUACUGCGGUAGACAUUAUCAAAGGCGAGGUAACGGUCGUAAUGCUCG
This is a messenger RNA of Leptinotarsa decemlineata (Colorado potato beetle), 1887 nucleotides long. RefSeq names its product cell growth regulator with RING finger domain protein 1. The record is from RefSeq and is a predicted model, not a curated record. NCBI's taxonomy places the organism in Eukaryota, Metazoa, Arthropoda, Insecta, Coleoptera, Chrysomelidae. Gene Ontology annotation, biological process: negative regulation of cell growth.